AUGCUUCGAUUAACUCAUAGCAUGGGCGCAGUCUUCGGGACCCUUACCGUCAUGAUGGCGGCCCUCACGCCUGUGUCGGCUGACUGCACUCGCGAGGGGCUCCUGGCAGCGGCCAACAGCUACAUAGCAGCACAAACCUCCGGGAAACUCGAUGGUCUAAAUCUCGUCGCCGGUAACUUCACAUACCAAGAGAACAAUAAGGUGGCAGAUAUCAAACGUGGUGUGCUGAGCCAGGCAUUAAAAAUCGACCUCAACCGCUCCACGGCGGAUACCACAGCCUGUGCCAGUUAUACGAUGAUAAUUUCAUCUGGUGGCUCGAAGCCCUACGUACUCGCAACGCAAAUCCGGCAUAAUGGCAAUGAUACAAGCUCUAUUGCCAUGAUUGACACGAUCGCUGCAACCACCGGCUCCUUGUUUUUUAACGCGGCACAGACCCUUAAAUAUAUACAGGCGGAGGACUGGACUACGAUCGCGGCGCAGCCAGAGAGCCGGGAAGUGCUCAAGAAGGCUGGGGACGCCUAUCUCGACAUGUGGACUGAUAAGAAUGCCGCUGACUCGAUCCCAUGGGGAUCGCCGUGUGAGCGUGUUGAAGGCUCUAUGUUGACCAAACCAUGCAAUGGGGCGCUCCCGAGAGGUGGUAGUGCCAAGCCGAACUCGAUGCGGCGUUAUGUUAUUGACGAGACGAUUGGUUCGGUGGAUGUGCUCUGUGCCUUUGAUUCCUUGGGGGAUAUGCCUGACAGCCAUGAAAUCCGGAUGGUUGGGGGCAAGGUAAAAUAUGUGCAUACGAUAACGGUUUAG
This is a messenger RNA of Venustampulla echinocandica, 798 nucleotides long. RefSeq lists its product as uncharacterized. Lineage: Eukaryota; Fungi; Ascomycota; Leotiomycetes; Helotiales; Pleuroascaceae. The transcript has a single exon. The record is from RefSeq and is a predicted model, not a curated record. The coding region runs from base 1 to 798 and encodes 265 amino acids.